AGACACACACGCAUCCGCUAAAAUGAGGGGAUUUUAGCUCAAAACGCUGGAUGUUUAAAAACGUGGAUUUUUGUAAAGACUGGCCCUCCUCGUCUGCCGUAGAUACGACUUUAUUCUAUCAAUGAGAUAUGCGGAGUGGCUCAACCGCCCGGUGGUAACGCAGAAAAAACCAAGAUGAAGAAGCAGUUCAACCGAAUGAGACAGCUCGCCAACCAAAGCGUGGGCAGGGCUGAAAAAACUGAAGUGUUAAGUGACGACCUACUACAGGUGGAGAAGCGCCUGGAGCUGGUGAAGCAGGUGUCCCACAGCACACACAAGAAGCUGACGGGCUGCCUGCAGGGCCAGCAGGGCGUGGACGUGGACAAGAGGUCGGUCCGCUCGCCCUCGAAGAAGCUUCCUCUCACAACUCUAGCACAAUGUAUGGUGGAGGGGGCGGUGGUGCUCGGGGACGAGUCUCUACUUGGGAAGAUGCUGAAGCUGUGCGGCGACACGCAGGACAAGAUGGCCCACGAGCUCACACUGUUCGAGCUCACCAUCGAGAGGGACGUCGUGGAGCCGCUGUACAACCUGGCGGAGGUGGAGAUCCCAAACAUCCAGAAACAGAGGAAGCAUCUAGCGAAGCUGGUGCUGGACAUGGACUCCGCCCGCACGCGGUUCUAUCAGUCCACGAAGUCUUCAGGACUCUCCGGCAACCUGCAGCCAUCCGGAGCGAAGGCCGACCACCACCGGGAGGAGAUGGAGGAGGCCGCCAACCGCAUGGAGAUCUGUAGAGAUCAGUUAUCAGCAGACAUGUACAGUUUUGUGGCCAAAGAAAUCGACUAUGCGAGCUACUUCCAGACGCUCAUCGAAGUCCAGGCAGAAUACCACAGGAAGUCGUUGGAGCUGCUGCAGAGUGUGCUGCCCCAGAUCAAAGCUCACCAGGAGACCUGGGUGGAGAAGCCGUGCUACGGGAAGCCAUUAGAGGACCACUUAGCGCUCAGCGGGAGAGAUAUUGCCUUCCCCAUCGAGGCCUGUGUCACCAUGCUGCUGGAGUGUGGCAUGCAGGAGGAGGGUUUGUUCAGAGUCGCUCCGUCGGCCUCCAAACUAAAGAAGCUGAAGGCGUCUUUGGACUGCGGCGUGUUGGAUGUUCAGGAGUACUCUGCAGACCCUCACGCCAUUGCAGGAGCUCUGAAGUCCUAUCUGCGGGAGCUCCCCGAGCCGCUUAUGACGUACGAGCUCUACGACGACUGGAUCCAGGCCUCCAACAUUCUCGAUCAAGACAAGAGGCUGCAGGCUCUCCUGAAUGCCUGUGAGAAACUCCCCUCGGCCAACAGCAACAACUUCAAGUAUUUGAUCAAAUUCCUCUCCAAACUGACCGAAGACCAGGAUAUGAACAAGAUGACGCCUGGAAACAUUGCCAUCGUCCUCGGACCCAAUCUGCUGUGGAUGCACGACGAAGGCGACAUCACGGAGAUGAUGACAACGGUUUCGCUGCAGAUCGUCGGCAUCAUCGAGCCCAUCAUCCAGCACGCCGACUGGUUCUACCCCGGAGAAAUCGAGUUCAACGUCACGGGGAACUACGGGAGUCCGGUUCACAGCAACCACAACGCCAACUACAACUCGAUGCCGUCACCGGACAUGGAGCAGAUGGAGCGGAGGCAGAACGACCAGAGCCGGCGGCCGCUCAGCGUCGCCACGGACAACAUGAUGCUGGAGUUCUACAAGAAGGACGGCAUGGGUGUCAGGGUGAUGGACACCACAUGGGUGUCGCGCAGGGGCUCGUCUUCCUCGCGUAAAAGCUCGUCCACGCCCACAAGCGUGCACCUCCCCAUCCCGCCCACUGACGCUCUCGUCCCCGAGCAGCCUGGGGAUUUCUCUGCCUCCCCCUCCCCCACCCCUCCUCCCACUAGCAGCGACCGAGCCAGCUCGGAUGAUGCGUCCAAUUGGUCGGACUCCUGUUACGCCUACCCCUCCCCUGAGGAGGAGAGGCUGCCUCCCCCUUACCCCUCUUCCUCCUCCUCCUCUUGCGCCUCCUAUUCGCUCCCCCACCUCCAUUUCUACACCAGAGCACCUCCGGGUAUGCGCCCCGUUGCCCCCAACCCAGAGUCCGUGCCCCCCGGCACGUCCCCUCCCUCCUGCCGCUGUGGCCCCAGCCCUCCCCAGCCUCCCCCCCACUCCCCCUGCCCGUCCCCUCAGCAGCUUGACGUCAACUCCAACCCUAAACCCAAACCCAACUCCUCGCCCCUGCCCACAGAGGCCUCCCCGACCGACGCUUCGUAUGCGGUCCUGCCGGAAGCAAAUGGCUCCACCCUUUACAUCAAACCCCUGCUUGUUGUCACGCGCCACGAUCUGUUCCUGGGCUCCCCCAAACCCCCCAACACCCCCCUCUCUGCUCCCCCUCCAUGGGCCGCCUUUGCCUGUAGCCGGGAGAGAGGAGCCAAGCCGACUAGUACUCUGAAGAACAAGGAGCUGUCUCCGGUGAUUGGACAGAAGGGACUCCAGGCGACGAUGACCUCUUGUGGGCAGUCUGACCACAGCCCUCUCACCCUGAGGAGAGCAAAGAAGCUGGCCCCCAUCCCCCCCAAAGUCCCGUACUGCCAGUCGGGAGCCAUGUCCGACCAGUCGACGGGUCAGCCGUCUCCGGUCAGCCUGUCGCCCACUCCUCCCAGCACCCCGUCCCCGUACAGCUUCAGCUACCCGCAGGGCUACGCCACCAUCGGCUCCCCGGGGCAGAUCCAGAUGGCCACGACCCCGUCCCUCUCCUCUCCGUCCUCGCUGGUGGGGACUCUCACCAAGACCCGGCCGACCCCCAAGCCGCCCCGGCAGAGGCCCAGCUUGCCUCCCCCUCAGCCCCCCAGCACACCCGGCACCAGUCCCCAGCCUCUGGACCAUUCGACGGGCCUCCUGGACGGCUUGUCCCCCGGGGAGAGCAUGUCCACAGAUUCUCUCUGCAACUUCGACAUCCCAAUCAUCGACCUGGACCUGGACUGUAUUUUCGACCUGCCCCACAUCUCCACCUUCAGGAACUCAACGGCACUGUUUGAAUGCGGCGGCGGCGGCAGAGCGGAGCCGGAGGACGAGUCCGACAGCACCGUGCUAUGAUGCCGCUGAGACCCUCCACCUGUCGGCUGACGCCCUCGCCCCCACCCCAGUCACUCAUUCAUUGACCUCUCACCUCUCCAGCUGGAUUACUUCAGCCUCACCUGUACUCCAUCAAGAGGGGUCAACUCGUAAAAACUGAAAAAACGCACCUAAAAGAAAUCACAUGAGGGAGCUCAGACAAUUCAUUUGACAUGUCAUGUUGGCUGUUUUUUAAAAUUUAAUUUAAAUGUUAUGUU
Molecule: messenger RNA, 3317 nt
Organism: Pseudoliparis swirei
Lineage: Eukaryota; Metazoa; Chordata; Actinopteri; Perciformes; Liparidae
Product: rho GTPase-activating protein 44-like
Biological process (GO): positive regulation of GTPase activity; regulation of dendritic spine morphogenesis; regulation of actin cytoskeleton organization
Cellular component (GO): presynaptic active zone; cytoplasm; dendritic spine
Molecular function (GO): GTPase activator activity; protein binding
Source: RefSeq, a predicted model, not a curated record